CUCUCUCUCUCUCCCUCUCCCACCUCCUUAAACCUCGAAACCUCGUCGUUUUCUCCACCUAUGGUUCUUCAUCUCCCACUCUGUCUCUGUGGGGUGUUUGUUGUUUAGUGUUUCGCUGCGACCGAGGAGUACAGUAUAUGCAGAAGCAGAGCAGGCGCAUUUUUUCGCUCUCUCUCUCUCUAGACUAGAGUCUCUCUGAUGCUCACCGCUUUCAAUUUUCCCGCUCUGCAAAAGGGUCUGUGAAAUGAAUUGCUAAACAUUGCAUUGAACCCCUCUCUCUCUCUCUCUCUCUCUCUCUCUCUCUGCGUGCAAAUUUCUGCAGGAGUCGGAAAGUGAAGAGAAGAUGAACUCUAGAGUUCGAACUGCCCCUCAAACCACGAAAUCUCCUCCAAAUCCAGAUAAAAAGGGAAGAAUGCAGACUCCAGGAAGCAAAGUGAUGGGAGCUGAGAAGCCCGGGACCAAUAGGCGACGCUUAAACAGAGAGAAGAAAUUGGCAUUACUUCAAGAUGUUGAUAAGCUAAAGAAGAAGCUCAGACAUGAAGAGAAUGUUCACAGAGCAUUAGAGAGAGCCUUCACUAGGCCUCUUGGUGCUCUUCCUCGUCUUCCUCCUUAUCUCCCUCCUUAUACAUUGGAACUUCUUGCUGAAGUAGCUGUCUUGGAAGAGGAGAUUGUUCGGCUAGAAGAGCAGGUGGUGAAUUUCAGACAGGGUCUGUACCAAGAAGCUGUUUACAUUUCAUCCAAGAGGAAUGCCGAGGUUUCGAGUGACGCCUCUGACGAAUUGCCGGCGAGAAGGGCUAAGCACGAGCGGUCAAAGUCGAUGUCGCAGAGCGACUUCAGCUCUCUAGCAGCUGUUCCCGGGCGUCAACCAGUGCUCGUCAGGAGCACAUCUAGCAGAAAGCUCUUGUUUUCCGAGUCUUCACAUGAUCGGACCGGGAAUAGUUCCAGCGGGGUGGUGAAUGGGAAACUAGCGCAGAAGAAGUUCGGCCCUCCUCUGCCGAUUUUGGAAGAUGUCCGAGGAAAGGAGAAUUGCUUGCACGUGAAUUCUUUGAAGGACAAAGUGUCGCCCGAGAAGAAAACUUCGAAGAAUUCCACACCAAUCAAGAAAAGUCCAAUUAAGCACGAACAGGCAGAGAAGAUGCUAGAAUCUUCAAAACCACAGCAAGAGAGCAGAUUUCUAGAUCAGGAGAAAGCACAGCAAAAUUUCUUUAGCUCUUCGCAAGAUGGAGCAGCCCAAGUGGAUGAAUCGCCAAACAAGAUAUCAGAGGACAUUGUUAGGUGCUUGUCUAGCAUCUUUGUAAGGAUGAGCACAUCCAAAACAAAAGCUUUUGGAUCGUCGAAUUCGCCAUCUCAAUUGACAAACUUCGAAGGGAGAAAUGGAGAACUGGCGUACGGGGAUCCUUACGAAAUAUGUCCAGAAUUCGGGAAGAGGGACGUUGGUCCUUAUAGACAUCUCUGCGCGGUUGAUGCUUAUUUAGUUGAUGUUAAUCGGAAAACAAAUGCUCUGUUUCUGAUCCAAAGGCUGAAGUUUCUUCUUGGGAAGCUUGCGUCUGUCAACUUAGACAGGCUCACUCAUCAGCAGAAGUUGGCAUUCUGGAUAAACACUUACAAUUCUUGUAUGAUGAAUGCAUUUUUAGAGUAUGGAAUACCAGAGACUCCUGAAACAGUAGUUGCACUUAUGCAACAGGCGACGAUCGAUGUUGGGGGUCAGUUGAUGAAUGCGAUAACCAUUGAGCAUUUUAUCUUGAGGCUGCCUUACCACUUAAAAUUCACAUGUCCGAAAGCUUCGAAGAACGAGGAUGUGAAAGCACGCCGCUCAUUCGGGUUGGAGUGGUCCGAGCCAUUGGUUACAUUCGCUCUCUCCUGCGGAAGCUGGUCAUCGCCCGCAGUGCGUGUCUAUACCGCGUGUCAUGUCGAGGACGAACUGGAAGCGGCGAAGAGGGACUAUCUCCAAGCGUCGGUGGGCAUAUCGAGAACCAACAAGCUGAUAAUCCCAAAGCUCCUGGACUGGUAUCUGCUCGACUUCGCAAAGGACAUGGAGUCGCUGCUGGACUGGGUGUGCCUGCAGCUACCGGACGAGCUCCGCCGAGAAGCCGUCCGGUGCCUCGAGAAGAAGGGAGAGCCGCUGUCGCAGAGGGUGCAAGUGACGCCGUACGAGUUCAGCUUCAGGUUGCUGUUGCAGCAGUGAAUGGAGUCCGGUUGAUUGAUUCAUUCAAAGUCCUGCACCUUAUACAUGUCCAUCCUCUUGUCCUCUAUACAUAUGUCCCUUUUGGUUAUGAUUGGGGGUCCGUUUCGUCACAAUAAGAUGUAUUGUACCUUCGACGGAAUGAAGAUAGAAACAACGUUCGGAGGCAGCUUCCAUUAUGCUCU
Messenger RNA from Rhodamnia argentea, 2367 nucleotides. RefSeq lists its product as uncharacterized. The record is from RefSeq and is a predicted model, not a curated record. Lineage: Eukaryota; Viridiplantae; Streptophyta; Magnoliopsida; Myrtales; Myrtaceae. Bases 344 to 2185 code for a protein of 613 amino acids. The transcript has 11 exons.